GGUACCCGACGUGAGACUGAUAAUAAGGAUGGGCCUCUUGUAUAAUUUGUGGAACACAAUAUGGACCUUCAUUCUUUUUUAUGCCUUGGGAGCUUGGUAUUUGCUGAAGGAGCUCUUCUCAUCUCACAAAAAGCCUUCAGGAAUUUUGAACCAAAGCGGGCGCGUAGCUAUUGUGACUGGCGGAGGCCGAGGCAUAGGUUUGGAAACUGUGCAGCAGUUUCUUGACCUGGAUAUGACAGUUAUUAUUGGUGGGAGAAAUGCAUCAGGGAUUGAGAAGGAUGUGUCAAAAAGGAGAGGCAGUAACAAAGAUGUAGGGAAAGUCAUAUGCUUAGACCUAGAUUUGGCUAGCUUAACCUCCGUGAGAAGAUUUGCAGAAGCUUUCAAGGCUCUUCGACUCCCUUUACAUGUACUUGUUAAUAAUGCUGGCAUUAUGUUCUGGCCACUGGAAAUAACGGAAGAUGGCUUUGAGUCUCAUUGGAGUGUUAAUUAUCUUGGGCAUUUCUUAUUGACCCAACUGUUGUGGCCUGUGUUGAAAGCCAGCUCUACUUCAGACAAACCUGCACGUGUUGUCAAUCUCUCAUCUUCAAUCCAUUACCUUGGUUCAAUAAAUUUUGAUGACAUCAACAGCAAAAACCAUUACAAUGCACAGACAGCUUAUGCUCAAAGCAAACUAGCUCAGUUGAUGUUUACCAAGGAAUUAGAUGAACGGAUUAGGGCAGCAGGAGAAAACAUCACUGUUAAUGCAGUGCAUCCAGGAGUUGUGGCCACAGAGCUGUUCCAGCAUGUGGCCUGGGCACGAUACUUCCCAUGGUUGGCCAGAUCCUUUUUAAAGACUCCUAAACAAGGGUCAGAUACAGUGGUUUAUGCAGCACUUUCCCAGCUAGUACUUGAUGGUGGCCAUUAUUAUGAAAAUUGUACCAUAACCCGUCCAGCUGUCAUGAAACCCAAUGAUUUACGCCAUCUCUGGGAAAUCUCUUGUCAGCAGUGCAAAGUUGUUGACUUUGGUGGUUUGUAAAGAGAUAAGAUUAAGUGAAAAAUUUGUUAAUACUCUUUUAUAUAGAAAUGUGGUAUGAUUGAAAUUUAUUGUUUAUUUCAUAUUUUGUAUACUGAUACAAAAAAAUUAUGUGAUAUGAUUUAUUACCUAGUAAAUCCCAGAAAACCAAGACACCUUGUUUGGGUAUAUUGGUAAGUUGCACCUUCAAAACCUUGAUUGAACAUCAGUUUUUAAAAUAUGGUUGGUUAUUUUUGUACCACUGUAUUAAAUGAGUAUGGACUAGGUUAAGCAUUUCCAUCUGGCAUAUUCCUCCAGCUGCAAGGCCAGAGUUCUACCACUCCUGUCCUUGUAAUGUACCUCCUGCUUUCACUCAGCCCUCCCUCUAGACCCUCGUCUAAUCAAUGGUUACAAUGCCCAUCAGUGUCUUCUCCCCCUUACCCUAGGACCCCCUCUUCUCCCUUUGUGUGAUUUGCUUAUGUCAUGAAUUAAUUUCUUAAGAGUUUUUAUUGUUUAUUCUUUGUCUGUUAUAUGUAUAUGUAAAUACAGGUUUAUUGUGGUGUAUGUUGGGAUAAAUGCACAUAUUAUUUGUUUUGUGCACAUGUUGUUUCCAUAAUUUUUGUAAGUAUUUUAAUAUUGACACUCCUAUGCAAUAACUUUUGUAUGGUUCAGUUCACCCUGACUUUAACUAAGACUUUAUGUUGCACUUGCAUCAGAUGAUUACUAAUGCUAUGUAUUGCAGUUCUGGUAAAAGUUUUCUAUCUAUAUGAAUAUCACUCUGGUCUUAAAUUAAGUGUUUUACAUUACUUAAUUGCCCACUACAUCAUUUACUUUCUUCUGAAAUUGCAUUUGGUUGUAGAUCAUUUUUUGUGAUGGCUAGUAUAUGUUAAAACACUGAUAAACAUUCCAUUUCUUGUUAAAUCUCAACUGGGCAAUAAUUUCUGUUAUGAUAGUGAGAUACUCCAAGUGUGUCUUUUAAGUAUAUGUGAUAUGAAAUGAGGACAUGCUUGUAAUAUUUAUGUAUUACAUAUAUACAACUUGGUGCUCCCUUUUGAUAACAGUAUCAGAUAUAAAAUGCAUGUGUAAGGUAGUGUAUAAAUAUAAACUUUUUUUUUCUUUUUUUUUCUUAUACAAGUUACCAAGGACAGUUGUUACCAGGAUGUUUUGCAGAUGUAAUAUGACUGAAACCCAUCUAAGAAAAGAGAAAGUUAUAUGGAUCCCACUUUGUGUAUGUGACAGUCGGAAUAUAGAACAAAGUUAUUAUUGGUUUUAUAUAAGUAUUGAUAAGAUUCAUUUGUUUAAUGUAAUAAAAAUGAUGUAUGUAGUCAUUAUGUAUAGUUUGUUUUAUACUAUGUCUGUAUUUGGUGACUGUAAGAUACACAAUGGUUUUGUAAUAGUGUAAAGUAAAUCUUAUUUCAUGUGAA
Molecule: messenger RNA, 2415 nt
Organism: Penaeus chinensis
Lineage: Eukaryota; Metazoa; Arthropoda; Malacostraca; Decapoda; Penaeidae
Product: dehydrogenase/reductase SDR family member on chromosome X-like
Exons: 7
Coding region: 29-1015 (328 amino acids)
Source: RefSeq, a predicted model, not a curated record